AUGAAAGAUAUUGAGUCGUCAAACCUAGGAGCGUACUCAGCGGUGCCGAAAGAGGAAACACUGGAAGAGAGUUUUGAAACAAUUCCAUUCAUCUCCAAAGUUGUUCAAGGCGCCUUAUUUAACGAGGAUGACAUAUUAUUUCGCCAAGACCCAUCACCCGAAGUAGACGAUGCAUGGAAAACACUUACAGACAUCGGAGUGGUCAUCAUCACUGGCGAGGAGGUUGCGAAGCUGGAUAAAGACCCAAAGGAAACAGUAAAAGUACCGCCGUCGUGGGGACAUGGAGAUGAUGCACACCUGGCCCAGCCAGACGGCCAACACGCCCUUCAUUGUUUGAAUGCACUCCGCAGAUACGCUUACCGGGAGGAAUACUUCCCAACUCAGACAAAAUGUCCUUCAAACGCCACUUCCAAGAUAGCGCUACAGCCUUACCAUCAAGCCCACCUUUCGCACUGCCUCCACAUCCUUCUGCAAACUUUGACUUGCGAUUUCAGCACUGAUAUGAUAACGCACAAGUGGAUGGCGACCCAGAAAUUUCCCUUUCCGGACUUUUCGAUAAACAAAAAAUGCAAAGAUCAUAGCAAGCUUUUGGAGUGGCAAACUCGCGAGAAAAUUAGCGUUGAGAUGUGGGUGGAAAUUUCGGAAAGAGGCCCUUCAAAAGAGACAGGAGAGACGGUGAUUCCAUUGCCACCAAAGUUCGAGGCUUGGAGCGAGACGUCUGAUGUUGAUGGAUCAGUGAUUGGAGAGGGCGCACCAGCCGACCAUAACCAUAUGCGUGGAUGA
Molecule: messenger RNA, 783 nt
Organism: Lachnellula hyalina
Lineage: Eukaryota; Fungi; Ascomycota; Leotiomycetes; Helotiales; Lachnaceae
Exons: 2
Coding region: 1-783 (260 amino acids)
Biological process (GO): mycotoxin biosynthetic process
Source: RefSeq, a predicted model, not a curated record